Molecule: messenger RNA, 1217 nt
Organism: Rhinichthys klamathensis goyatoka
Lineage: Eukaryota; Metazoa; Chordata; Actinopteri; Cypriniformes; Leuciscidae
Product: claudin-8-like
Exons: 2
Coding region: 153-1169 (338 amino acids)
Biological process (GO): bicellular tight junction assembly; cell adhesion
Cellular component (GO): bicellular tight junction; plasma membrane
Molecular function (GO): structural molecule activity
Source: RefSeq, a predicted model, not a curated record
CAUUCACCUUUCUAACACACCUGUCUUUUGUGUUUAACACGCUGAGUCUGAGACCUCUGGAUUUGGACACUAAAUCACUGCCCAACAGGAUUAUCUUUGUUCAGAACAGGGAAAACCAAUGAAAUAGACAAAAGCGUGUGAGGCGGAGGUCAAUGAUGGUUCAGGGCAAGUGUGACCUCCUCGCUCUGUGCCUGGGCAUCAUCGGUCUGAUCGGGACGGUGGCCGUCACGGGCCUCCCCAUGUGGAAAGUGACGGCGUUCAUCGGGGAGAAUAUCAUCGUGAUGGAGACCCGCUGGGAGGGUCUGUGGAUGACGUGCUUCAGGCAGGCCAACAUCCACAUGCAGUGCAAAGCGUACGACUCUCUGCUGUUCCUCCCGCCGGACCUGCAGGCGUCCCGGGGCUUGACGUGUAGCGCUCUGGCUCUGUCUGCACUCGGGCUGCUCGUGUCUCUUUUCGGCCUCCGCUGCACGUCGUGUCUCAAGGAUCAACCGCGAGUCAAAAGCACGUUUGCGAUUGCCUCGGGGGCGAUGCAGAUUUUAGCGUCCGUUUGCGUUAUCAUCCCGGUCUCUUGGACGGCUCACGCUAUUAUUAGAGACUUCUACAACCCUCUACUUGUCGACGCGCAGCGCAGGGAACUAGGAGAGGCGCUGUAUAUCGGUUGGGUAACGAGUGCUUUUCUUAUGGCGUCUGGAGUUAUAUUUCUCUGUCGUCGUGUUGGUCCAAAAUCAGGCUCGUCAUUUUAUUCACACCGACAAGUUAAUAAACCCGCUUUAAACCGCUUCCAGCCCUUUAACUCUAUAAGACACCAGGCUUUGCCCCAGAACAACAGCCUCUCCAUCCUGCAGCCUUCUGCGUUCAGCUACGCCAUUACGCCUUCUAGUGGUCAACAUUCACCCUGCAGUGUGCAACCGGUGACCACUGGGUCUUUAGUGUACAGUCAAAACAUCACGCCACCUCAGAACCUGGACUAUCAUGGCCCAUAUGUGAUGCAAAGAAACACGCUGUACCCCCCUCAGCUUUCCACACGCUUCAACGGGAGCGAUCCCUACGCGUCCUUCACCUCCGGAUCCACAUUUCACCCUGUGCAGCAGAACCCGCUCUACAUAGGGUACAACCACUCCAGGGUGCAGUCGAACAGCUCAGACAGUAGCUUUGGAUUGCGUAUCUAAGUUGCAGCCCUAUUUCUACAUUAAUUUUUAAAUACUAAUAAUUUUAAA